This is a messenger RNA of Chondrus crispus (carragheen), 147 nucleotides long. RefSeq lists its product as hypothetical. The transcript has a single exon. NCBI's taxonomy places the organism in Eukaryota, Rhodophyta, Florideophyceae, Gigartinales, Gigartinaceae. The record is from RefSeq and is a predicted model, not a curated record. Bases 1 to 147 code for a protein of 48 amino acids.
AUGACUGCGUCAUCGCUGCGCGGUGCGUUAGAGCUCCAAGGGAGAGGCACGUGGAGAAGGCGGAGAGGGGUGGGUGUUGAAGGGUGGGAGGAGAUAACUUUGGAAGUGCGGUUGAGUGGCGGAGGAAUCGUUGAGGAGGUGGUGUAG